GUCUUGAUAGCGCAAGGCCUGUAAGAAUGCACCAUAUACUGUAGGAAUUGAUAUUACGUUGUUGUUUCGUGUGGAAGUAGCAGUUGGAGGGCUGUUGUCACAUUUGUAAGCAGUUUAACAAUAAUGUUUGCUAACGUUGUGAUGCAACUAAGCAUUUUCCCAUCUCCCGGCGGAAGUGGUCAGUGGAAGCGCUACUGGACUCCAACUGGUAGCGGGCUAGGGCGUUGCUAGCGGCAGAAAGUGGGAUUUUUUUCGCUACCUUUCCUCAAGUUAUACUCUUCUACUAGCCGCGUCUUCCAUCGGAAAACAGCGCCUUUUGCGUUUGCCAAAAGUUUUAGGGCCUCUCCGAGGCUUUCGGUCGUUGUUUACAGAGGAGCGGCGGACAGUUUGUGUCCCGUUAGCUGGCCGCAUAGCUAACCUGCUUUCCAUCCACGGGAAUUCUGCCGAGAAACGACCGAAUUCUGGAAACAUGGAGUCAAGCAACGUAGCGCUGUGCUAACCGACUCCGCUGGAUUUUCUCUCUGCUCCCGGAGACUUUUCAACACGGAGACAUACCGCAAGUUAGUCUGGACUCGAGAGGGUGUUGUUACAUAUAAUUUUCCGUCGCGGCUCGGCUCAUUGUUGUGAACGGGAGUUUGCUUAGUUUGCACUCGAAACAAGAGCACACACGAAGCAAAGUUUUUUUUCUUCUUCUUCUUUUUUGCUGAAAGGGCUCAUCUGUUUUGUUUGCUGGUAGCAGGCGAGAUUUAACCCCACCAGUUUACCGUGAGAAAGGAUUUCCGAAAAAACCCAACUGUAUUUCUUCUUUUAGAUACAUAAAUAUGAUCAUCUUAAGCCGCUUUGUUUUUUAAUCUCAACAUUUAGCCGCAGUUGUUUUGCUAACUUGUAACACGGCUCGUUGAUACUCGCUACUGAGCGAUUCUCAUGAUCACGGGAGAGUCGUUCCCGCAGCCACAGGCAGGCAUUUCUGGGAACAGAGAAUACCAAAUGGGACUGCAGGAAUUUCCAGCAUCUUUAAAGAUCAUUUAGGCACCGAGGCCACUCGUAGCUGAUCGAGGGGUGGUGGCAGACGGACUGCAUCGCUGGGCCAAGGUGUCUGGUGCUGCAUUUGGAUUGUUUACACGUUUCCUACCGGCGGAAGCUGGGGAUGUGAAUGCAAAAAAAAAAAAAAAAAAAAAAAAAAGAGUCUCGCAAGGAGUUUAUGCACGGCAACUUGUGCCAGCUGGAGCUGUUUUUAUAUUUAUUGUCGCUGGCAAAAAGCUCUACACUGUAAGGUCCUUGCUGCUGUUUCAUUUCGACAAGGAUUACCUGCAAACAGGAUCAACCAGGAGUUGAUUCUAAGCACCGCUCAUAAAAAAAAAAAAAAAAAAUCCUUCCCUACUCAAAGACGAAUGCCAGAGAAAGAAGCUCCUGGAAGUCUGGUCACCAAGCUCUGGAAAAUGCUAAUGGGAUAUAAUUUACUGCAAAUCUAGAACCGGAAGCCCAAUGAGUGACCCACAGUUCAGUUCCACUGACAGGUUUACCAAGAAAGCGACAAGAACCAGCAGCAUUCUGAGUAAGGACCAUCCCCCAGACAAGAAACCCAAAAGUGACAAAGCCUCACUUUCCUCCAAUGAGUUUGACCCUACAGAAGCUCUGGUGGUGGAGAAGAGUGGCAACAACAGUGUGCUUGCAGAGGGGAAGCCUGAGUCCUGUGGUCUGGUCCAGCGAUGUGUGAUCAUUCAGAAAGAUGAAAAUGGCUUUGGGCUUACCGUCAGCGGUGACAACCCUGUGUUUGUGCAGCUGGUCAAAGAAGAUGGGGCUGCAAUGCGGGCAGGUGUUCAGACGGGAGACAGGAUCAUCAAGGUUAACGGGACCCUUGUCACACAUUCUAACCACACAGAAGUAGUGAAACUUAUCAAAUCGGGCUCCUACGUGGCGCUCACGGUUUUGGGGCGCCCCCCAGGCCUAGCCCAGAUCCCGUUGCCUGAAGCAGAGCCUGACAUCUUGGGUGUUAGCUUAUCCUCUCCAAACUCUCCAGCAACAGAGCGCCCCUACAGUCCUCAGGACCGCCUCUCCCCUUUCCAACCAUCAUGGGAAGAAAACGGCAGUGCGUGCAAACAGAGGACUGACGUCUUGCAAAAGAAGCUCUCCAAAGAGCAGCAGGAUCUACAGGCGAUGAAAGAGGAGUACAGCAGGAACCCCUCCCCCAAACUACUGAAGGACAUCCAGGAAGCUAAAAAACACAUUCCUCAGCUGCAGGGUCAGCUCUUAAAAUCCACUGAAACAACACAGGAGGCUGUUUCAGGUGGCGAUGCAGACGACAGUAGCACGUACGAGACGGACCGCGCGCACACCCCUAAAGCAGACAGUAGCACAGAUCUGUCCUGGAGCAGCACUCCCAUAUUUAGACCAGCGACUCCAGAAAGCCAUUGUCCAAAAGAGCUCUCCUACCCCAGCCCAAAGAGCACACCCCGAAACAGCUUCAACUCCUGCCACUCCCCGGAGACGGAGGACACCACUGACCUGGACUCUCUGUCACCCCCCGCACUCAGCAGUCCCUCCUCUUCUCGCGUUAUCUCGCAAAUUAUCGGAGCUGAAGACGACUAUUUCGGUCGAGACCAAGAGCAGACAAACGGCCAGUGCGACAGCUUUAACAGUAUUGAGCAGCUCAAGUCUCGCCCGGCUCACCUCGCAGCCUUCCUGCAUUAUGUCAUCUCUCAGUUCGAACCUGCUCCUGUGUUGUGCUACCUCUAUACCGAGCUCUACAAGCAGACCAACUCCAAAGAGACCCGACGGGUUUUCAUGGACCUCCACACUUUUUUUAUGGACCGGGGAGCAAAUUUAAAGGUUCCUGUUCCUGAAUCUGUUUCCUCUGAUCUUGAUCGGUGGCGGGGGGAGGUACACACAGCAGAAAUAAAUAGGCAACAUGUCCAAACGCUGCAGGACUCUCUGCUAGCGGACGUUGAGAAACACCUCGAGGACUUUCGGCAGAAGCGCAAUAUGGGUCUAACGGUGGCUGAAGCUGAGCUGGCCAGACUGGACCAAGAGAGAGUCCGAGAUCGCGUCACGCUCGAGCGAGAACGUUCCUACGCUGAAAACAUCAUAUCUAAAAUAGAUGACGUUCUUUUAACUACUCAGACCACAGAGGAAGACAAAUGCUCUACAAUACAGUUUGUUAUCUACACGUACAUGAAGCACCUCGGUGUGAGGGUCAAGGAGCCUCGAAAUCUGGAGUCCAAACGGGGUCUGAACCGCCUUUUCCCUAAGAUGAAGCAGAAAAGUAUUAAAACAGAUAAAGAAGUCGAUGACAGAUUAAAAAAGAAAUUUUUAAAUCUUGUACCUCAGCGUCGACCCAGCCGCAUCGAAGCAGCAGGCAAAAACCCGGAAAAUCGCCCCAGGCCUCAGAAACAGCUGUCUCAGCCAACGCUAGGAGCGGUUGAGCUAAUGGAUAGCAGCCGUCUGCGGGGCAGCCAGUCCAGCGAGGGCCCCGAACUCACUCAUUCCUUGUCCGUCUCAUCUCCCAGUAACACCACUUACAGUGUGGAAGCAAACCGAGACGCUGAUAUUGUUUCAGGUGGGACUCCAACAUCAGCCCCCUCCAGGCUGAGUGACGGCCUUCAGCCUGAUCCUCUGGAUGGAUUAGCCUUCCCUGAUUCAACUGAGCUUUAUCCCAUGGAGAAGUUACAAGAAGACGACAGAGAAAGCGACAGGGCUCACGACGGGACACCAAAGGCGGUCAGAAGACUUGAGGCAUUGGGUAUCGGAGAUGUCCAGAGCGAGGACGAUCAGGGGACAGACUCUGAGCUCCACAACUGGCAGCAGCUGGUGGGACGAGAGGUCCUCGCGGGACUCAGGCCUCAAGAGAUUAAGAGACAAGAAGUUAUAAACGAGCUGUUUUAUACGGAGCGUGCGCAUGUGGGGAUGCUGAAGGUUUUGGACGACGUUUUCUACCAGAGGCUUUCCAAAGACGCAAUCCUUCCUCCUGCCGACAUCAAGAACAUCUUCACCAACCUGGAAGAGGUCCUACAGCUGCAUGUUUCAAUACUUGAGCAAAUGACAGCCAUACGGAAGAGAAAUGAUUUGUUGGUAAUAGAUCUGAGGGGGGACGACUUGCUCUCGUGGUUCAGUGGUGCCGAGGAGGAGAAGAUCAAGCAGGCAGUGGGAACCUUUUGCAGCAACCAGCCGUUUGCGCUGGAGAUCAUCAAGACCAAGCAGAAGAAAGACUCAAGGUUCACCUCAUUCAUUCAGGAGGCGGAGAGUAACAGACAGUGUCGACGACUGCAGCUAAAGGACAUAAUUCCUGUUGAGAUGCUGCGGCUCACCAAGUACCCCCUGCUGUUAGACAACAUUGUCAGAUACACAGACGAUCCAGUGGAGAAGCACAAAGUUAAGCAGGCAGCAGACUGCUGUAGAAAGAUCCUUAGUCACGUCAACCAGGCUUUAAAAGAGUCUGAGGACAAACAGAAAUUAGAGGACUACCAGAGAAGAUUGGACCUCUCCUCUCUAAAGCAGACAGACAACCCAGUGAUCCUCGAGCUAAAGAACUUGGAUUUGACCAAGAAGACACUGAUUCACGAGGGCCCUCUAUCAUGGAAAAUGAACAAGGACAAGACUAUUGAGCUGUACACGCUCCUCCUGGAGGACAUUCUUGUUCUGCUGCAGAAACAAGACGAGCGUCUGAUCCUAAAAUGUCACAGCAAAAUCCUGGCAGGCACCCCAGAUACAAAACAUACCUUCAGCCCCAUCAUUAAACUCAACACUGUUCUGGUGCGCUCUGUGGCUACAGACAACAAGUCCUUCUUCGUUCUCUCCAUGUCUGACAACGUUGCACAGAUCUACGAGCUCAUGGCGCCCACAGUCUCAGAUCAGAAAACGUGGCAGACUCUGAUCUCCCAAAGAGCCGACACGAUGAAGGUCAAACCUCACAGCAUCAUACCGUUACCUCAGACUGAUGGGGAGAGAGACGGCGUGGAGAUCAUUACAGCAGGCGUUUCCAGACUGAGCAGAGAACGAGACCGCACGUCCACUGGCAGCACGCAGUCCACAGACAAAGAGAGCGGCCCGGCCUCCAGAAGUACACUGCAAGGUUCUCUACCUGCUAGCAACCCAUUUGAGGAAGGAAAGGCAGACGUGGAGGAAGAGGAAGGUUUUCUGGACCCAGAGCUUUCGUGCGAAGUGUCUGAAGUUGACAGAGAAGGAGACUCGUUCGAUGUGUUCCCCUCAAGGGCAGACGAAGCACUAAAAACAUUGGCCGCAUUAAAGCAAGUCCUGGUGAACCAGCUGAUGUCCCAGGAGGCGGCACAACAAACCAAACGUUCCACGGGAGUCCGUCUCCUGAGAACCACCUCUUUGCGGACGCCGACGGACAACCGCGCAAAGGUGAUGGUUCACAACGGCUCCGAGAAGAGCAGCUCUAAGACAGAGGACCUGGCUCAGGACCUGGGGUCAGGGGACACUGGAUUCUUUGAUUCUCCUGAAGACUAUGGAUGUUUAGUCCUGGACGGUUACGGAGGGCAAGGGGAGAGCAGCACAGACGGCGACAUCCUGGCGUCAGCCGAAGGGAAACAGCUGAGGACCUCACAAGGCUGCGCGGCCGACUCCGGCAUCAAUUUGAGGUUUUCUUCAACGUCACAGUUCGGCAGCCUCUCCACUUUCAGUAGACAGGUGUUGUCUCACCUUAGACAUCUUCAGACCAGCCUCGGCUAUUUAAAGGAGGUUGAGACCAAGUACAAUAAUCUAAUACGCCAAAGGACAGACAGGCCAUCGACGGACACAGAUGGAAACAAAGAUAAAAGAUAGUGUGGAUGUCAGCGCCGCGGCUAUUGACUUUGGUACCACGGAAGAAGUACCGACUCGCCGUCUGUUCUUUCUUCUCGAGUCCUGGACUUUCUGGACGUCGUAUAAGCUUGUCCUUUGACUGCUGAGCUCUUCGUUUUGUUGUGUUUUUUUUUUUGUUUGUUCCCCCCCCCCC
Molecule: messenger RNA, 5953 nt
Organism: Poecilia latipinna (sailfin molly)
Lineage: Eukaryota; Metazoa; Chordata; Actinopteri; Cyprinodontiformes; Poeciliidae
Gene: arhgef12a
Product: Rho guanine nucleotide exchange factor (GEF) 12a
Exons: 42
Coding region: 1486-5781 (1431 amino acids)
Biological process (GO): G protein-coupled receptor signaling pathway; intracellular signal transduction
Cellular component (GO): cytoplasm
Molecular function (GO): guanyl-nucleotide exchange factor activity; G protein-coupled receptor binding
Source: RefSeq, a predicted model, not a curated record